GUUCGAGCUGAACUGGAGGGAGUCCUGAGCUAGCAGGUAUGCAGCUAACGAGUUAGCUUCACUUAUCUGAAAACAACCGGCUCCGCUUCACAAACAAGGCCGCUCCGAGACCUGACAGCCCCAGCUGGUGCCACAGAAGCGCUUCACAAUGGAUUUAGAUGACGACACUUCUGUGAUAACGACCCUCAAGUCCUUCAACUCCUUCAUCAGCCGGCCCGAGCACCCUCAGCGGCUGUCAGAGAGCUCAGCAGGGGGUGCACAGCUGCAGAGCCAGUACAAACGCAGCAUGGAGCUUUUGGAAGCUGCGGAGAGGGUUCAGUCCAAGAACCGCUACCUGCAGCUGGACCAGGAGAAGAAACGGAUGGAGCUGAGUCACAAACGGGCUCGUGUUGAACUGGAGAAGGAAGCUUCUGACCAAGCACGGAAUUUAGAGCAUGAAUUGGAGCGAAAUCAGCAGCUUCUGGGGCAAAUAAAAAGGUUGGAGGAAAGAGAGAUGGAGGGGGUGAAGAACUUGUCAGAACAGGUGGAGGCCAAUCGUGCUCUUCGGAAGAACCUGGAGGGUCUGAGCAAGAAACUGGAUGAGCGAGAUGCAAAACUAAAUACAGCAAAUCUGACUAUCAGCUCUUUGAAGGAUGAGAUCAUAGAGCUGAAGCAGAAGAUCCAAAACCAAGGGUCGAAAAUUUCCAUGCAAACCCUGGAAAACCAGGAGCUUCAGGAGCAGCUGGACGUACAGCGCAGGAAGUAUCAGGAAGUCUCACAACUUUGCCAGAGUCUCCAAGCUGCACAGUCUACUUGCUCGGAGCACAUAAUCAAGAUUAAGGAGUUAGAGAGGCGCCUUGUCCUUCAGGAGCAGGACAUCUCCAUCGUCAAGACUGUGAAGUCUGACCUGGCCAAAGUUCCUGAACUGGAGAAGGAGCUGAAGCGCCUCCGGGAAGAUAACACAUUCCUCAGAGAGAACAGAGAGAAUUGCAGCCUGUUGAAAGAGGAGGUGGAGGGACUGCGGAGGAAGCUGGAGAGGAUGGAGAAAAGCAAGGAAGAACUGGUUAAUAUGGAGCUUGAGAAAGAGAGGCUGGCUGAGAAGCUCCUGGCCUGGGAGAACCUGGGGCAGUCGACUGGACUCAACAUCAGGAAACCAGAGGAUCUGUCCAGGGAGGUGAUUCAGAUCCAGCAGAGGGAAAUUGCUCUGAAAGAGCAGAACUACACACUGAACAGCCGGGCGAGGAGCGUGGAGCAGGCUCAGUCCGAGCUCCGCGCCCAGCUGACCCAGCAGCGCGGCAAGACCCUGGAGGAGCAGAAGAAGCGAGAGGCGCAGGACAGCCUCGUCCGCCGACUGCAGAAGCGAGUGCUCAUGCUAACCAAGGAGCGCGACGGGUUGCGGGCCAUCCUGGAGUCCUACGACAGCGAGCUCUCGCACACCGAGUACUCUCCUCAACUCGGCAAGCGAGUCCGAGAGGCGGAGGAGGUGCUGCAGAGGACGCAGAGCCACCAUGUAGAGAUGGAGGCCCAGCUGACCAAAGCACAGGAGGAAACGGGGGCUGUGAAACUGCAGCUGCAAAGAGCGGAGCUGGAGCUGGAGUCUCUGAAGAGUCAGCAGGCCGCGGCCGCGGACGGAGGCUCGUCGGCGACCAAAGAGGAGGUCAACAUCCUCAGACAGAAAAUUGAAGAUUUGGAGACGGAGCGCCAGCGAUUGGAGGAGCAGAAUAACAUCUUGGAGAUGAGACUGGAGAGACACAACCUACAGGGAGACUACGAUCCCGUCAAAACCCGAGUGCUCCACCUCAAAAUGAACCCGACCGCUGUUGCCAAGCAACAGCGCCAGCAGGAAGUGGAGGCUCUCCAUGAAGAGGUGACCUGUCUCCGGGAGCUGGUGCGCUCCCUGCAGGGUGGGGGCGCCGCGUCGCGGCUGCACGACGACUCCAGCAUCCACGUCCCGAACCUCAGCCUGAGUCUACCGCCUCCAAAGGAAGUGCUGGACCUGCGGAAGCAGAUAGAGAGCUCCGAGCUGAGGAACCAGAGGCUGAAGGAGGUGUUUCAGAAGAAGAUCCAGGAGUUCCGCACCGUCUGCUACGUCCUGACGGGCUACCAGAUAGAUAUAACCACCGAGAACCAGUACCGCCUCACCUCGGUGUUCGCCGAGCACAUGGACGACUCCCUGCUCUUCAAAAAGGGCUCCAACGGCAGCAUGCAGCUGAUGGAGACCGAGUUCUCCAAGACCCUGGGGGAGAUGGUGACGCUGCACCUGCACCACCAGAAGAGCAUCCCGGUGUUCCUGUCCGCCGUGACGCUGGAGCUGUUCGGCCGGCAGACCUCGGCCUGAAGCCUCCCAGGUGCUCAGACUGCAGACACCCCCCACCACCACCACCACCACCACCACCAUCAGACUCUUCUUUGCUUUAUCCUCCCCUCCCUCCACCACCCCUCCUCCACGUCCCAUGAAAUAUUUACAGAGCGUUCAGAAUGUCCUCGCGCUUCUCCACGGCGCUGACAUCUGAACAGAGCAGCGAGUCUUGUGUUGUGGAGGAAGAGCAGCCGCUCUGAUAGACAGCUUCUAUCUUUCAUCCAGACAGUUAAAAAAGCUUCUCGCUGCUCCUAUUUGUACCCUGAAUAUUUCAUCAAUAGACCUUGGGUGAGACAUUUCUUUGUCAACACAACAAAGUUGUCAUAAAAAUGUCACAAAAAGGAAACUUAUAUUUACAAUUCAAGUGUGGAUUUUUUUUUUUUUUUUUUUUUUUUUUUUUGUGUGGGGGCAUAAAAACAUCGCGCCAAGUUUAAUGUUUGCGUUCUUUUCUUUUGUCUGGAUAUUUCACCAUCCUCUCUCGGGUCUCAUAUGAAAACUUCUUGUACAGGUUUGUUGUGGGUACCGCUGAAUCAAAGACGGGGUAUUCACCACAUUACCAGCAGAUUUCUGUGCUUUUUUUCACUAUUUUGAUUUCAUUAAUCCUUCAGUAUUUUAGUUUAGUUUUAGUUUUUUUAGUAGUUUCUAAUCUAGUAACAUCAAAGAUGAUGGUUACAUUUUUUUCAAAGCAUCAAUUUUUCCUGUUUUUGUUUGAUUGUAAGUUUCAUUCGGAUGAAAUCAGAACUGGAAUCAUGACAAAUUAAUGAGAAACAUGAUUGGAUUGUGUGAAUGGAAAAAUUCAGUCUUUUUAAAUUUGUAUCUGAUUUACAAGCACACGAUGUGAAAAAUGAAAUAAAGUUUAGGCUUUUGCCAAACGUCAGCUGGCGGCGUUGAGGCCCUCUGGUCUAAGUGGACUUUGAGAGUUUCGGCUCUGUGUUGGGAGCUGCAGCGGUCCGGACUCGGUUCACUGGUAAAUGGAAUAAAUGAGCAGAGUGUCUUUAUUAAAACUGUCCCCGUUACAGUAUGUGGCGUAAAUAAUACAGAACUGAUCGCGAUGCUUCAAACUGGAAUCGUUUCUUUUUUUACUUUGUUUUGUGUUAUUUAGCUCAUUGCUGUUUUAUUCAGUUACCCUAAAUUAAAUUUAGCAUAUGCUAUGCUGGUGUAAUAAUUACCAAUAAUGGAUUAACGUCCAAUAAUGUCACCAUUUUGACCAUUUUAAAUGUAAUAAUCCUGAAUGAACUUUUUCCCCCAAUAUUUGAGUAAGUCAUUAUAUUGAAGCUUCAUCAAUUACACCUUAUGAUGAAUAGAACUGCACAUUUGGAAAUAAAAUAUUUCUGUGCACGUCUGUUUUCUAAAAUGGAUUUAAUGGAUAGAAAAGUUGUUAAAUUAAUUAAUUGAGAAUACAGACAAUGAAUCACUGUUUCUCAAUUAGGAUUGUAAUAUACAGAUGUUUAUUUUACUGUUUUAGGACAUUUCUGACGUUAUAUUAUUGGAAUUAUUACAUUAAAAUUGGCCAAAAGUACUAAGGCUGCUCCACACAUACAUUCAGGAUGACCAAAGCUGAUAGUUUCCAUUUCACUCAUGAUUCCAACAAAUGUGGCGACUCAGAAUUCACACAGCACGGGAGAAGGUUCAUUUUAAGCAUUUAUUGCAUCUAAAAAAAAAAAACAAAAAAAAGCACCUCUUCUGUUUUAAUCGUCUCGAAAACAGACGGGAGGAAUUUGAUUUCC
Messenger RNA from Salarias fasciatus (jewelled blenny), 4065 nucleotides. RefSeq names its product mitotic arrest deficient 1 like 1 (gene mad1l1). Bases 149 to 2317 code for a protein of 722 amino acids. The transcript is spliced from 18 exons. The record is from RefSeq and is a predicted model, not a curated record. Lineage: Eukaryota; Metazoa; Chordata; Actinopteri; Blenniiformes; Blenniidae. Gene Ontology annotation, biological process: mitotic spindle assembly checkpoint signaling; attachment of mitotic spindle microtubules to kinetochore. Gene Ontology annotation, cellular component: kinetochore; nuclear envelope; mitotic spindle.